GUAUCCUGCAAACUCCUUUUCCCCAUAACCAACUCUUACAGUUCAUUGUACACAACCUGGAAGAUCAUAGAGCUCAUGAAAGAGAAGUCUGCGGUUACUAAAUGGUUAUCUUCAGUGAAAUCACUGAUACCUUUUUGCACUCAAGUCCCUGCUCAUGUUUUUCUUUUGUUGGCUUAUCUACUGAUCCAAGAAAAUGGAGACAGUCUUCGUGAUGUACUCCAGACUACUACAGAAAUAGCCAAGGCUGAUUGUUCUCAGGUUCCAAAUCUGAUCCCAGUUCUGAUAUUUAAAUUGGGAAGACCUUUGGAGCCAGUCCUUUACAAGGAUAUAUUGUACACACUGCCUGCACUGGGUGUGCACAAGGUCUGUGUGGCUCAGAUUCUACGUGUCAUACACAUGUUGGGGAGCACCCCAAAGCUCAGAGCCAUUGCCUUGCGGCUGAUGACGUUGUUAUGGGAAAGACAGGAUCGAAUUUACCCAGAAUUGCAGAAGUUCUUGAUGAUGUCUGAUAUGCCCUUGGUGUCUGUUGACAAAGAUGCUCAGUGGGAAAAGUUGAUCGCUAAAGCUGCUUGUAUACGAGAUAUAUGUAGGCAGAGACCAUACCAGCAUGGAGCUGACAUGUUGGCUGCAAUUUCCCAAGUAUUAAAUGAGUGCACAAAACCUGAUCAAGCUUCACCUGCUGCCAUAGUGUUACAGGGUCUCCAAGCACUGUGUGAAGCUGAGGUUGUUUGCAUCCGUUCUACAUGGAAUGCUCUGUCACCAAAGCUGAGUUGUGAUAGAAGGCCCCUCAUUUUGAAAGCACUGAAUGAAUUGUUUGCACUGGUUCCCUCAUUAACUGUAAAUACAAACGAAUUUGAGAAAUUCAAAGCUGAAGUUGUUAGCUUCCUUUGGAACAACACACAGAACAAGGAUGCUCUUGUAGCCAUUUCAGCCUAUAAAUCCCUCUCAUCAUUUGGCUCUGAAGAGCAUAAAAUUCUUCAUCUUCCUGAACAGGCACGACCAGAAGUUGACUCACUGGAGGAGGCAGACAUGAAUGAAGAAGACGACGAGGAGGCAAAUCUUUUUGUUCCGGGUUCUUCAUACAUCAAGCUGUUGUGUCUAACACCAGCUUCUGUUUUAGGAGCAUUUGAAGAGUUUGCAACAUCACUUGUGAAACAGGAGAUGACCAACAUGCCCCGUAAUGUGUAUCAUUCUGCCUUGAGAGGAGGGACCACACGCUCAGACCAGGGGAAGACAGUGGCAGGUGUUCCAAACUUCUUGUUGAAGAUGUAUGAAAGGAACAAGCAACCAGGCAUGACACCAGGCCUCGCAGCUGGCAUGUUGUUGUGUUACGACCUUCCAAUCCAUAUGGGCAAAGAUGGCAAGCCUAUUAAUCGAUUUCUGGUGAGCAGGGGGCGCAAUUUCCAGCAAAUGUUGGUAGCCCUCAUCCAUGAAGUUAACAUUCAACCUUCUGAAUGGCACCGCUCCAUACUGCUGCCACAGUCCUGGUCAGGAUUUAUGAGCCGAACCUACAACGCAGUCCUGCAGGGGAGGCAGGCAGAGCUGGAGAUGCAGUUAAAACAUGGAAAAGAGGAUCCUGAAGAGGUGCAGUACAAGCAAUUUACAGCCUGGCUGUGGGUCAGAGAUAUGUUGACUGAUGUCAUCAAAGGUGCUUCCAAAGACAGCCCAGUGGUGAAAGGAAACUCUAUUUUUGCCUUAACUGGUCUUGCAGUUGCUGUAGCCAAAUAUGAAAGCAGCCUGUCCUCAGACAGUGAAGGGGUGCCUGAGACUGAACCUGAUUUUACUCCCAUGAAACGCUGGAUUUCUAUGGUCACAGAGACGCUCUUUAGUAUUGUGAAUAGCCGCUACCAGCCCAAAGGUCCAGUCUUCCCAUGGUUCUACCAGAAAUCUUAUUCAGGUGAAAACACUGCUAGUAUUAUAGCUCGUUCCUGUGCAGCCAUGGCUUUGUCUCUCCUGGUGCCAAUUUUCAUUGUAUCAUGCAAGGAAAAGGUAGAGGAGGUCCUGAAUAUGCUGACUGAUAGGUUGCCUGGGAAACCGAAUGCUGAUGAGUCUCAAGCUGUUCAAAUCCACAUGGGCCUAGGUUUGGGGAUGUUUAUAUCACGUUUGUAUGAAGAAAAAGUCAGUGAUGUACCUGGUCAACAGAUGAACUUGGUUCUGAUGAAGUCCCUAGAUGUGCUGGAAGAGUGCUGCUUUGACACUAGUCUGGAGUACAACACUGGAUGUAUUUUAGGAGUAGGACUUGCUCUUUCAUUUAUGAGUCACAGUAGCCAAACAGAAUCACGAGUGCAUGUUUCUGCUUCAUUGCGAAAACUCUGCAAAUACCUGGACAGCAGUGAGGGCCAAAGCAGAUCGUUCCAGGAGGUACUUGCCUAUUCUGUUGCCUGUUCCUGUGUCUCUGCUUUCAGUGAUGGAAUCAUAGAAGCAGCUGAAGCUGAGGAGACCAUGAGCAAGCUACGGACCUUAGCGGAGAAAAAUCAGCAGACCUACAGUUUUGCCUUAGCUUUAGGUACAAUAGUACAUGGAUUGUCAGUUUGCGGUCAUGGGAAAGCUGAAGACCUGAGUAACAGACUAAUGCCAGCCUGGAUAAAGAUAGUGCUUGCAGAGGGUUCUCCAACAAUGGAACGUCUGGCUGCUGUCAGUGGGCUGGUCUCGCUGGUGGGCUCUGAAGUAGGCAUGAUACAGCUGAAAUCUGAGAGUGUUCAGUCCUCACAGUUUCAAAGUAAGCUGAAUGAAGUCAUCAGAACCCUUACACAGAUAAUUAGUCUCUCAGAGCAGGUUGGCCUUCAGACAAAUGCAGCAGGACUUCUGGGACGCCUUCACAUGUCUUGUUUGUCUUCUACUCAGAACAGGGUAUCUGUCCCUCCAGAUUUUAGGUACUUACCUGUAAACAGCUUUAUCAGAGCAGCCAUUGACUUUGCCAUUGAAAGUGGAAAGAAAGGACCUGAAUCUGUCCCAGCUGAGUUGGUGAAAAUAGCACUGACACCCAUUGCAUUAGUUGGAGAAAGCCACCAGUAUCCACCUGUAAACUGGGCAUCCAUUCUUUCACCUUUGAUGAGGCUAAACUUUGGUGAUGAAGUAAAACACCUCUGCAUUCAACUGGCUGUGACACAGGCCCAGUCAUCUCAAAAUGCAGCAAUGCUUUUGGGGAUGUGGGUGGCACCUCCCCUUAUCUACAGUCUCAGUAUGAAAACUCAGAAAUACCUGUUCACAUCCCUCUCCCUGUGGAUGCAGCAUGUUGCAGAAGACAAACUGCAGUCUUUUACAGAAGUGCUUCUGAUACGACAAUUUGAGAUGAAGAACGGCACAACAAACCCAGAAAUUUGCCAGUGUGUUUUACAGGGGCUCAUCCAGGCAAUGAAACUUCCCAACCCUGCCCAGUUUUGCUGGAGCUUUUUGUGCCAGGCUGUGGAGAAAAUAUAUGAGCUUCUUCCAAAUGAGGUUCAGAGGGGUGAACUGGAGAUGUACACUGAUGUAGCAAAAUGUAUCUCAGAAAUGUCCGAUUCAGAGGUUGAUCGCAUUGUCCAGUUCUCUAAGAACAACAUAGAGAAGGCCACAUUCACAAAGGUGUAUUUGAUUUCUCAAGGAAGACUGUCUCUGAUGAACUUGAGUUCCGUGAUUGAUACUGUGACAGAAUACCACCAGAAAGAAAAUAUCUUAUGGAUACUUUUGCAUAGUCUCUAUCAUGCUCGUAUUGUGAACCAUGAAAACACAGGAGUUUUGAAAAGAAUGGAUUGGCUGCUCAACCUGAUGGGCUACAUCAGAAGUGUAGCGAGCAAAUCAACACCCUUAGAAAAUGUCAAUCUUCAAGAGUGCACAGAUUUCCUCCUGUGGCUGUUUGCAGCUUCUGUGGUGGCCUGGGCUGACCAUGGUGCACCAUUACUUCUUGGCCUCAGUGCUAACUGGUCAUUGUGGAAACACCACAUGAUAUUACCAGAAUUACCCGAGGAUCGUGUUGGCAAGCAUCCCACUGACAAGUUUGCUGUGCAAGAGACUCUCGCUCUCCUUCCAAGCAGCAUUUCCCUUUUGCUGGCUAAAGAGCCUUGGAAGGAACAAACACAGAAGUUUAUUGACUGGCUGAUCAAUAUGAUGCAAAGUCCUAAGGAAGUGUUAUCAGAAUCUUCUAUGGACCUGCUGAAAGCUGCACUUCUGGCCUUGAGAUCUCUUGCAGAGUUCAAGAAGAAAGCAGUGUGGACUAAAGCUUAUGGGUGGUAG
Messenger RNA from Acanthisitta chloris (rifleman), 4212 nucleotides. It is a transcript of the gene FOCAD, whose product is annotated as focadhesin. Gene Ontology annotation, biological process: regulation of post-transcriptional gene silencing. Lineage: Eukaryota; Metazoa; Chordata; Aves; Passeriformes; Acanthisittidae. The annotation marks the transcript as partial. The record is from RefSeq and is a predicted model, not a curated record. The transcript has 34 exons.